This is a messenger RNA of Anneissia japonica, 4122 nucleotides long. RefSeq names its product UPF0472 protein C16orf72 homolog. NCBI's taxonomy places the organism in Eukaryota, Metazoa, Echinodermata, Crinoidea, Comatulida, Comatulidae. The record is from RefSeq and is a predicted model, not a curated record. The transcript has 4 exons. Bases 148 to 915 code for a protein of 255 amino acids.
CUCAGGUCAAUAUAGAAAGGUUAACGACCGUAACGAUUGUAAAGAAGUUUUUGUCACAGCCCUUCGAAACGUCAUUUAGAUUACAGCAUUUAUAUCCUUGAAUCACAUGAAAAUUGCCUAAUAGUGACAUCUAAUUGAAAGUUCACCAUGAGUGAACAUAGAGAGCGAGGAGAUGACUCUGGAAGUGAUAUUAGGGCAUCAAAUUGGGAGCAACAUUGUCUUGAUAUUUUGGAUGGUGAGCCGAAUUUGGACGACGAACGCCUCCCGCAAGAAAAUAAAAUCGCUUUCGAACAACUGUGGUAUUCAUUCCAGACCUGUGCGAGUGCUGUGACCCAACUGUACAAAGAUCGUCAUCACCAUAGUGAUUCAGGAAUUCAUUGGAUAAACUUUCAGAAUGCAGCAGCUGCUGUUACGGCCCUCCACAAAGAGAGUAUUGACAUGUACAAGAGGGGUAUGGACAUGGGCAUGCAGGCGGGUUACCAGCGACGCACCAGGGACAUAGUCGGCUGGGCUAAAAAGCGGAGAAGGCUAAUACGUAGAGAGGACCUAUUAUCGUACAUGUGUGGAAAGCCAGCACCCCUGCGCCACCGACCCUCUCAGGUGCCUCGUGCUUCCAUGGAGCGUUCCUCACCACGUCUACACUCACCACCUCAUGAGAGUAUUAACCAAUCAGAUGAUGGCUUACAGCCAUUCAGGGAUGCCUUAGCAUUGCAAGGUUUGAAUGGGGCAAUGGCAGAUGUACAGGUUGGCGUUUCUCAAUCCCCUCCACAUGGACGACGUCGCCAUGGUAACCUAUCAGAUUAUUUUUAUGAUGAACUUCUAUCCCCGAACCAACAAGAUAGUAGAAAACGAAGCAACUCAUCGAGUGAUGUACACAUGGAUUCACCAACACACAAACGAAAUCGUCUGCUAUGAAUCUGAAUGGGCAAGAUCUGUAGAAAACGCCAUUAGGAACACUAGAAUAAUAAAAUAAUUUUUUUUUUCCUUUUGUCAAUAAUUGUGAAAUUAUUCAAAUAUCCGUUUGUACAGUAAAGUUAACAUAAAAUUUAAGUUAACAAUGUCGUUGGAAACACAUUAAGGUAGAUGUGAGUGUCCGUGAAUAAUAUGUGAACAAAGAAAUCUGUGUUUUUUUUUCCUUUGGGAUAAGAAAAUAAUAAAAUAUUUUCAGAGAAUAUCUGAAUUUUGUGGUCAAAGUAUGUGUUGGCUUGCAAUGUCUACAGUAUGUAUUAUAAUAAUAUUAAUAGUUUCUAAACUAUGGCAUAUUAAUGUACCAUACCAGCUUAUGUACAGUAUUGCACCAGAAAUCUUGUUACAUAACUUUAGACUACAUACUUCAUUGUUGUACAUAUAUCAAAAGUCAUAAAGCAUUUUAUGAAUUUUCAUAAAUUUUACUAAUCUUUAAAAUGUUAUUUCCGUAACAUUUCUCAUAACCCCUUAUGUUUUGCUCUUUAUAUACAUAAGUAUUAGUUUAUUUCUUUUUUAAGAUUGAAUCGCUUGAUACAGUUGUAAAUAGCUUUAUAAAUUUUAUUUUAAUUUUUAUUAGGUAAUUUUAUUUAAAUUGGUAAUUUAUAUAAGAAAAGACUUAUUUACAAAGAGACAGUUAAGUAGAGAUCUAAUUCAUAACAUUGUAAAAUUAAGAAUUAAGGUAAUUCUCAGCAUGCUACACAGACAAUAUAAAGUAAAGUAGUAUUUUACUUAGAAAGCUUUACUUUACUUGUGUACCAAACUUGUAUCUAAAGCCUUGUUUGCUGUCGGAUAGGAAACUCCAGUCCCACAUCUGCACGAUAAAAGACACGUGAUUAAAACUGACCUGAAAAAAUGAGCGUAUUGCUGCUUGUUUUCAAUCCCUUUGUCAACAAAAGUUUUAAAAUGUAGGUAAUCGAUUAUUACAUUUUUUUCAAAUAAUAAUAGUGGUUGGUAUUCACGCUGUUUAUCAACAGCGACUUCCAGCGAUGACUCACACAGGUCAAACAACAGCUAAUUUGUAUAAAAGGUCGCGCCGGUGAUUUAUGUUAACACCACUGCAAUGCAGAGGUAACUGUGUGUAUCAUCGUGGUUACUGUUCCGUUAUGCGUAGUUACUAACUCUGUUUAUACGGUCAUUUAACACCUAUAUCAACGGAUAAUCGCGGUGAUCAUCUGCCGUGUAAACAAGGUUAUAGUCAACUAAAUAUAAAUCAAAAGUGAGUGACCAUGUCUAAAAAUCACGUAAAUAAUAAUAAUAAAAGUUAUUAUUGCACAAAUUGAAAACAAUGAUAUAAAAUGUCAUGACAUGUAUCUCCCUAAAUUGUAUAAUUGUACCUGUUGGUUAGACUAUGUACUGCUUAUGCACGUUAUUUGGGAUGGUGCAAUGUCCAAAGAUUAAACAAGAAGGGAGGGGUGAAGUGGGGAGGGUUGGAUUACUUGUGUCAUUGAAAAAGCACAGGAACUCAAGUGUUACAUUUCUGAUAGAUUUUCAUACAAACAGUAAUAAUUUCACCCUAUCCUGCUUUGGUAAUGUACUUUUGCACUCUAGAUAGGAGACAUUGUCUUUGUAAUCAGUAUUUACAAUCUUACAAUCAAUACUUAAUAAAAAUAAUGAAUAAAUAAUUCUUUAUUCUUGAUAGUAAUUCAUGUUCAAACAAUCUUAAGGUGCUUAACAAACUAAGAGAAACAAGGAAAGAUAAACCCUAAAGUGCAUAUAACCACACAAAGCAAUUAAUUUCCUUUUGACAUGGAAGUUUUCCCUUCUUAUUUCCUUAUUUUGACUACUGUGUAAUUGAAACCAAGUUAAUAACAAAAAAAGGUGUUUUUAAUUAAUUCUACCUGUAUAUUAUUUAUUGUAUUUGUCAGAUUUUGGAACUGUGUUCUUGGGAAAUCUUUUCUACAUUAUUCUAUUUAGAAUUUAACUUACAUUUUUGGGGAAUUAACUUGUAUAACAAUAACUUAUCGAUCUUCUGUACUUGUUUUAUGAGAGUUUUUUUUUCAAAGAGUAGGACCCCAUAAUAGAUGGAUUUGCAUUUCUUUUAUGCUUAUAAUUCCUAUGUGUCCUAAUUUUUCUGUAUUGUAAGGAAUACAACAAUAAUGAUUGUUACAAUAGGUUGUAUGCUAUAUGAAUGUAUACACCCAUCAGCUGAUUUUUGUUAAUUAGUUUUUAGACUUUUGUUUAUAUGAAUGAAAUAGUCAUUCUAUGUUUUUAUUUCGUAAUUGUAUGGGUAUUAGGCACCCAUACUAGGUUGUGUGUUACAUCCAAUCACAGAAUUAAACAGAGUGUUCUGGAUGUUUGUUUAAUUAUAUACACCAACUUUUGGGGUCAAAUGUAAUUGUAACAUUCUGUGAUUAUUAAUCUUUUAUGUUCAGUAAACAGUGGUAAUACACUAGAAGGGGUAAACUUAUUAAAUUCUAUAUCAUUUCCCUCUUCCGCCGUUUUAGAAAAUCCAUGCUAUUGUUUCAUUGUCAUGUGACCAAACUGAUAUUACUUUAUAAUACAAUAAAUAUAAUUUGAUAUCUGUAUAUUAUACAAAAAAGAACAUAGCGGAUAACAAUUUUGAAAUAGGAUAUUAAUGAGUGUGGCUGUGGUUUCAUCUACUGAGCUAGGCUAGUGGAAGUAAGAUUAAUUUUACUGCGGGUACAGUCAGUUAUGUGGUAAUAACAUUUACCUAGCGAAAAUAUACUGUUUUUGCACUGCCUUUUAUUUUGCAACUGUAAUUAAAUAACAUUUGGCAGUGUCAUUGGUGCUACAAAAUAUUUACAAUGUCAGUGUUGAAAAAUUCUUUGUGUGUGGUUCUAAAGCGCUAUUCAGACUAUCAAAUUAGUGACAAAAACAUGUGACGUGCCUGAAUAUGGUCACGAUGACAUCAAAUCAUGACUAUAUAUGGGCACGUCGCAAUUAUGUUUGGGCGUACACAAUUUUUUGUCAGAGAAAAUGUUGAUAGCGUGGACAGAGUUUUAUUAUUUGAAACAAGUGGUUAGAAAAGUUUUGCCUUUUUUAAGGUAUUAAGCUGUUCCGUUGUCGUAUGCCAUCAUGCUCAAACAUGGAGGAGGUAUGACAUCAUCUCAUGCCCAUAUAUCAUAGAUAUUUGUAACAGAGCUUCACUAACCAAUGUAUUAUUAUUUGCAAAAAGAUUUUUUUUUUUUUUUUUUU